This is a messenger RNA of Cherax quadricarinatus, 6325 nucleotides long. Its product is annotated as mucin-2. The record is from RefSeq and is a predicted model, not a curated record. NCBI's taxonomy places the organism in Eukaryota, Metazoa, Arthropoda, Malacostraca, Decapoda, Parastacidae. Gene Ontology annotation, cellular component: PRC1 complex. Gene Ontology annotation, molecular function: promoter-specific chromatin binding. Gene Ontology annotation, biological process: negative regulation of transcription by RNA polymerase II.
UUCAGUGUGCUCCUCCAGCUUGGCAGUGGUGGGUGUAUUUCUGACGCUUGGGAUUUAACUUUUGGAUUAUUUCUCUCUCAGUGCUGACGUACAUGGGCGCAUCCGAACCGGGAAGGCCAAGAGUAGGAUUGACUGCUAAUUUAUCUGGAGAUCGGGCAUUGCUGCAUCGAUGUAAACAAUGAUGGCCCCUCUACGACGAGUGAAGCUGACAGAGCUAAAUGCUCAUUUGGUGUGUGUACUUUGCUCUGGAUAUUUUGUUGAUGCCACCACUAUUAUUGAAUGUCUGCACACAUUUUGCAAGACAUGUAUCGUGCGAUACCUUCAGACCUCUUCGUUUUGUCCCAUCUGCGAUGUACAGGUUCACAAAACUAAACCACUGUUGUCUUUGCGAGAGGACCGAACAUUACAGGAUGUUGUGUUUAAACUGGUGCCUGGCUUGUUUCACUCUGAAAUGAAUAGACGGUUCUGCUUUUAUAAAGAACAUCCAGAAGCAGGUGGAGAUAAAACUGAACAGAGUUUGAGAGAACGACGUCAUUUCUUCCACGCUGAUGACCAGAUAUCCUUAUCCUUAGAGUACCUCCCUGCUACUCCUUCCCUAAACCAUUCACAUCUUCACCCCCAUAUCAUAAAACCUCUGAAGGUCAGUAACGGCCAACAGGAGAAACAGAAGCUAACAGGAGAUAAGGAUGGAGUAACAGGAGGGAAGGAAGAGGUGAAGAAGGAAGAUGGAGUGGAAGAACGAGAGGUGAACGGUAUUAAGAUGGCACAUAAAAGAUACCUGAGGUGUCCAGCAGCAGUGCAGGUGUCACAUCUGGAGAAAUUCAUCCGACUGAAGUACAGUCUGACACCCUUGACUCAUAAGGUAGACAUUAUGCAUGGUGGUGACUGUUUGGUGGGUGAAUUAACUCUGCUGGAUGUGGUAUACAUGUACAAAUGGACAGAGGAUGCUCCUCUUCGUUUGAUGUAUACAGUUACUGCUAUUCCUCAAUCACGCAAAAGACCCAGACCGAGUGGAAUGAGAGCUCCAGUUACCACUGACCCUGAAGCUCCACCCUCUAAGAUUGCAAGAACUCAAUCAUCCUGUGUUCAGGCAUCCCACCUUCAUGUGUCGCCACAUAUGCCAAAAGGGCAAGAUGCUUCAAGGGAUCAGAGCGAAUGCUCGCCAGUGACAAUUGCUGAUUCUGGUGAUAUAAAAAUGGAGGUAAAUAAAAUUGAUGAAGUUCAGCCUUCUCAAUAUACCUCUAAUAAUCACAAAACCAGUGUGAUGCCUACAGAUGAUUCUGUAUGUUCACAGAAUCUUCCAAGCACAAGCCUUGUUAACAUAAGUUGCAGUAGUACAGGUAGUGCAAAACAGUUGUCUGACUCUGCUCCCACUAGAGGUCGACCAGCUCUUACAACCACCACAUUAGCUACAGCAACACCCCGAGUGGCCUUGGCACAUAUACCUUCACCUGUAAACCCCACCUCAAGCACAUCAGUUUCUGUUCAAGUAUCAGAACCGAUAAUGACCUCCCUCACCAUAACCCCAUCAGUUACCACUACAACUACCUCCCACAAUAGUCUUAGUAUUGCUUCAAUUGGAAAUGCUAGGAUGCACAUGUCACACAGCACUGUAAAUAACAUAACAGAAGCUGCCCUGAAGCCAGUAUGUGCUUCAGGUCCAUACUUGAACAAAAUGCUGCAACCAAUCAUUCCAACACGCCCUCGAUUGGGCCGGCCUCCAAAUUCAUCUCGGAUAACUGCUGCAACUAUGAAGCCACCAGCUCCAAGAUUAGGCAGUGUACAAAAUCCUCGCCUUCCUCCACCAGCCAGCAAGAAAAUGUCUCCAUCUGGUGUGAACUGUCGGGGAAAUCAAACAGUUUCUGCAAGUCUCAAUGUACAGAGUCGUUUGAGCAGUAUUAGUGGACCACCUGUGAAACUUGGUACUACAAAAGUUUCAGUUAAGAGAUCAAAUGAGGUCAUUAAAGAUAAUGGACAAAUUCCUAGUCAGUCAGAUACACAGGUAACUAAACCUCAGCUUUCAUUUCCCACCCCUAAUAUAUCAACAAUAAAAGACACUCAAGAUACCCAAUGCCCCCCAGAUAAGAAACCUAAUUUAUCUCCUAAAAUUCCAUCUACUACCUCUAACAGUCCAUCCACUACACAAACUGUUACACCAACUAACCAGGUGCAUGAAGAAGCACCACCUCUUACUACCAUUGACACUCAAGCUAUUCGCAUGACUCAAGAUACCCUGCCAGUGCAAUAUACAUCUGACAUUCAGGCUGUUAACCCGUCUCCUGAAAGCACAGCUCCUCAGAGGAUGCACGAUAUUACAGUCAGUCUUCCUAAUAACCAGUCUACUCAAAAACCUGGCUCUCCAACUAACCAACAACCUAAUACUCAAUCUAAUCAGCAAUCACCGAACACUCAGGUAAACCAGCGACCUGGCCAUCAAGUCAAUCGACAUCCCCCAAGUACCCAGGUCACCCAAAAGCCCCCGAAUACCCAGGCCAAUAAACGGCCCCAAAACACCCAGACCAAUCAAAGGUCUCCAAAUAUUCAGGCCAAUCAGCAGCCUUCAAAUAUAAAAACCAGUCAACGGCCCCAGAAUUCCCAAGCCAAUCAACGAUCCCCAAAUAUCCUGGCCAAUCAACAGCCUCCAAAUACUCAGUCCAGUCAGUCUUCAAAUACCCAGGCUAAUCAAAAGUUUCCAAAUACCCAGGAUAAUCAGCAGCCUACAAAUCCCCAGGCUAAUCAACAGCCUCUAAAUAUCCAUGUCAAUCAACAGUCAAAUACCCAAGGUAAUCAAUCUCCAAAUCCCCAGGUCAAUCAACAGCUCCCAAAUAACAAGGCCAAUCAACGGUCCCCUUCCGCUCAGGCCAAUCAGCGACCCCCAAAUACCCAUGCCAAUCAACGACCCCUAAAUAUCCAGGCCAGUCAACGACCUCCAAAUACCCAGGCCAAUCAACGACCCGCAAAUACCCAGACCAAUCAACGACCCCCAAAUACCCAGACCAAUCAACGACCCCCAAAUACCCAGACCAAUCAACGACCCGCUUCUACUCAGGUUAAUCAUUAUCCACCUGCACAGUCCACUCAGUGUUCUGGCACACAAUCUCAGCGUCCUUCUGAUACCCAACAUCUUGGUAAUGAAGGUAGUAAGUGGCCCACUACCAAUACCAAUCAACAGUUGCCUGGUACCAAAUCUAGCCUACAUAAUUCAGGCGUGCAUGUGACUCAGCAAAUCAAUCAGCAACCUUUGGGCACUCAAACUACUCAAAGCUCCCCAAGUAGCAGUACAAUGCAAAGGCCUGUCAAUCCUGUGCACCAGCAAGUCAGUAAUGCUAGUGCACAAAGACCAUGCACAACGGUUCAUCAGCGUUCACCUGCAACCUCGCUGGUUCAGCGGUCAACACCUGUCUCUUCACGUCCUCCUGGUAGUCCAGCUCCCCACAGACCACCUAGUAGUCCAGCACCUUAUCAACCCAGUAGCCCAGCACCUCAUCGACCACCUAGUAGUCCAGCACCUCAUCGACCACCUAGUAGUCCAGCACCUCAUCGACCACCCAGUAGUCCAGCACCUCAUAGACCAUCUAGUAGUCCAGCACCUCAUCGACCACCUAGUAGUCCAGCACCUCAUCGACCACCUAGUAGUCCAGCACCUCAUCGACCACCUAGUAGUCCCGCUCCCCAUCGACAACCUAGUAGCCCAGCACCACACGUACAGCCUAGUAGCCCAGCUCCCCACCAACAGCCUAGUAGCCCAUCGCAUCAACCUAGUAGUCCAACUUCCCAGGUACCGUCCAGUAGUCCAGCACCUCACCGACAAACUGGCAGCACUACACCUCGUUCACACAAUACCCUGUCAACACCUACAGUUGCUGGGCCCACACCAUCAAGAUCAACACCACCCAGAAUCACAUCAUCGACAUCGACAGUUUCAUUGACACUCGGUAACAAAGAGGCAUCACCAGCUUCCAGCUCUCUGGCAAGUAUGAGUCAUGUUGCAGGGUCUGCCAGCACAUCCACUAGUAUACCAAGUGGAAAGUCAACUGGAUCAAAGUCUGGAAUGACAUUUACACAAGCCCGUUCUACUCACUCACUCAACAGCUCCAAUGUUAAGACUUUACUUAGUAAAACUCAGUCUUCUUCUGGAGUGAAAGCUUCACCCAAGUCACCAGGACGUGGACGUGGUAGCUCUGGAUCACAAAACAUAUUAAGCAUCGCUCAAUCCUUAGCCAGUAGGCAACUUCAGCAACGCACUACAGCCUCUUCAACAUCCACAAAUACCACCACAACCAAUGUUGCUGCAACACAAGUUGGCAGACACCAAGUUUUCCAGAGUACAGCUCCCAAUGCCAGUGUUUAUUCAAACGCAAUGGGUGGUGGACUGGUCUCGCCAGCAUUAGCAGCCUUUAUGGCUUCGGCCUAUGGUGAUGCUUCUGCACUUAAUGAUGUAACUGCCAUGAGAAAUCUUAUCACGCUUAGCCAGACAGCUGCUUGCAUUCGGGAUUUUAAUCUUGCUGCUAUGGUUAAGGCAGCAGAAACUCUUCCUCGUCCUGCAGAUCCCACGCCUAUUGAUCUCUCACCCACAUCAAAAGCCGCUCCUCAGUCCCCACUUACUAAUGGUCGUGCUCACGCCUCUACUAGUGCUGCUGUGGCUUCUAGCACCAAAACACUGGUUUCACACACUUCCAAAUCGCCAUCAUCUAAAAGCAGACGAUCUGCUGAUGCUUCUACUGCACCAACUAUAUCACCUCCCACACCUGAAGUCACCAUUACCAAACUUCCCAAUAACCCUACAUCCACGUCCAAUUCCAGUACAGGAACAGGAAAGAGCAACUUAGGAUCGAUGAAACUUGGCCCCACCAACACAAAUACGGUUUCCAUCACUAAGCGACCAGCAUCCAAUAAUCGGAUUGCUGUGGCCAAGUCCCCUGCAAAUGCUUCUGUCAGACAGAUUCCUAACCCAUCUUAUCUAAGACACCAUUCAGAAGCACGUAACAACGUCUCCAAAUCCACAUCGCAAUCAUCAGUUUCUGGUUCUUCCCAAAACAACACCUCAAAUAAAGCACAUGUAUCAGCUAAACCAUCAACCUCAGGUGGACGAAACACUGGGAAUUCUCCUCUUAAGGAAACUGGUCCAUUACCAGAAACAUCAUCUAUAUUAAAGAUUGAACAUCUCACCAGAUCACUGGCUGCACCUGCUUCACAAUCGUACAGGAUUUUUGAUGAUAGAUAGGAUUAGAUAGAAGUGAAGGAAAUAUCUACUGUAAAGGCUCAAGUCAACUAAAUAAAUGGGAUCAAAUAUAUGAAAGACAUAUGUUUUAUGAAGAUAAUGAAAUAAUAAUUACUAUUCUAUUAUAUAUAUGGUUUUAUCUAAAUCUUAUGAAAGUGCUGCAACUCAGUGCCUUGUUUUUGAGGGAUUGUGGAAGUUCCAUUGAAAUCUGAAAAUAAAAUUGUGUAAAAACUAACACAUUUAAUUAUCGCAUAUGAUGGAAAAUGCAAAUACUACAGUACUUUACAUUAGUAGAAAUAAGAAUGUUUCUUCAACUUUUAUAUUAUCAUUAAAUACUACUUUGUUAAUACAGUGUUUAAAUUUAUAUGAAAAGGAAAACUGUGUGUAAUCAAAUGGUAAUUAAACAACUGUACUCAACAUUAUAUAGUUAAGAAACUUGAGGUGAUCUUGAAAACAUAUCCACCGUCUGACCUUUGAUACUUACGGAUAUUACAACAAAAUAUUUAAUAAAUUUGAAUAAAUUUGAUAGUGCAUGUUUUUUCAUGUACAGUGUAUUUUGGUCAAUUUCAAAAUUUUAUCUUGCAUGUUAAUGGGCAUAUAGGUAAACUCUGCACCAUUUAUUCAUUCCUCAUGAGCAUAUCUACAACUUGGGCCUUAAAGUAGGUCAUGCAUAUCAAAUUUGGUUAAGUAUGUACACUUGAGGGCAUGUUACACACGUUACUGUAUUUUAGUGAGCACUGAAUAUAACGCAAGUUAGAAAGACACGUUUAUUUCAACUUCAGUUGUAAACCAUGAAGUUUACUAACAGGUUCCAUGUGAAUAAUUGUUCCCUUUUUACAAAGGCAUAUAUGUUUGCAAUGCUAAAGAAAUUAUUUAUAAACUAUUUUAAUUUUUAAAUUUUUUCGGUGAGUAAAGAAUAGUCAAAGUUCAUAUAGCUACUGAUAGAUUUAUAUAUUUAUAAAUUGUAUGUGUAUAAUUAUGUAGGUAUGUAUAUGCAUAUCUAAUAGUAACAUAAGGCUGGUGAAUGUGUCAUAAAUUACCUAACUUGUAUAUACUAGUUAUUAUUGUAUAUAAGAGUUAUGUAGAUAAUUUUGAAAUACAAAG